This is a messenger RNA of Kuraishia capsulata CBS 1993, 3423 nucleotides long. RefSeq lists its product as uncharacterized. The transcript has a single exon. Gene Ontology annotation, biological process: protein dephosphorylation; nuclear DNA replication. Gene Ontology annotation, molecular function: protein tyrosine/serine/threonine phosphatase activity. The record is from RefSeq and is a predicted model, not a curated record. Lineage: Eukaryota; Fungi; Ascomycota; Pichiomycetes; Pichiales; Pichiaceae. The coding region runs from base 1 to 3423 and encodes 1140 amino acids.
AUGGCAGAUGUAUCUUCGGUGGCCAUAGGCAUCAACAGGCCUUUGUCGUCCUGUGGGCUCGAAUCGCCAUCAUCAAAUGCUUCCACACCGCCCGAAGGCGUGCUUGUCUCGGGAUCUGGAAUGCUGCUAUCACCACCACAUGCUCCAGAGUUUGCAUGUGAUGUGGAAUUUUCGCACUCAAACCUAGCGCUGUCCCCUGAAGAUCAGGACUCAUUGGACUCGCAUGACCAAGAUAAGGAGACAAUAACGUCAAACCAUCAGCCUAGGUCCACACCCCCACUUCUGAAUCCUGCAUCUGUCCAUCUACAAUCUGAAAAGAAAGGCUCAAAACGAGCCAACAGUGUUUCCUCAGAUGCUGAACGAGGGCGGUUUAAGCCCAGAUUAAAUGCGCCGUUGUUUGCAGCCGGACCCCUCGAUGAUGGGGUGAUUGAAGGCGAUGACGCAUUACACUCGAGUUACAGAUCUGGUGUUUCUCAUACAUCCGAUACCGAAGCAGAAGGUAAUUUCUCGCCAGCUACCUCUUGGCGAUAUGGACUCAAGCAUUCUGGGUUCAAGACCGACAAUUCGAUAAAAAUCAUUUCGGCAAAUGAGGCGUGCGAGAUCAUCAAGGCGCACUACUCGUCAGAGAUGCCGGAGGUGGAGAAGAUGUUCCCUUGGCUUCAUGGGAUGUCGCGCAAGAAUUUCGCGCAGUUAAGAUUUCUCAAAGGGAAGUCCUGGGACGAUACUGUUUCUGAUCUGCCUGUAAACUGCAAAAAGAGCCUUACUGUGGUGCAAUCGUGCACAGGCGGAGUCACUUUCGCGGAUACAGGUAAACAGGUGAUCAAGGGUGCUGUUUCGGCAAAUGAGAUACUCACCUGCGAAAUGGGAUCCAAUUUGGAAUACACUCUUGCCGAAGUGAUGACAUAUCUUGACAGUGAUCAAAUGUCGUACGACCAGCUACUUUCUGAUUGCAUCAAAACAGGACUUCUACCUGUAUUCCAAGAUCUCGAUCCUCCGAUGGGUGUUUCUCUGCGAAACUUUCACAUCCAAGUCGCCAAACUGGGUCUUUUGUCGGAUUUCAUAGUGUAUUGUACCUGCUCGGACCAUACUGUGGAUGUCGCCAACUCGAGAUCAACUCCAGUCGAAUCAUGCAGGUGUGCUCCUAUAUCCAGAUUGUUGCAUGUUGCCCAAAUAAGACAGGCUCGCAUAGCUGUUUGUGAAUAUCUGAACGAGGAACUUGGGUCAAAGACAAUGAGGGCUGUGAACACAUACGACACGAUGAUCGUGAAGGAUGUCAAUAUGAAGGCUUUCGCUGCGGAAAACCUGCUCUCUUUAUCGUGGCAACCAUCCUCGUUGAAUGAGAAGUCUAUUGAGUCGUCUGGUUACGACAAAAAGGUGUUCGAGGACUGGGAGUCGAAUUAUAUAUACAGGGAGAAGCUGGAGAUUUCAAAGAUGUCUAGGGCAACAUAUGUGUCUUCAAAUGUCUGGUUUGGAAACUCUGCCGAUUUUGAGAGUUUCAAGGAUGCCUUAUCCCAUAAUUCAAAGUCGUUCUUCACCGGGAAAGUUUCCCCAGGAUUUCACAAUCCUCCUCUUCAUUGUGAUCCUACUAACACUAUAGUUAAUCUCACAAAAACGGAUGUGGAGUCUUUGGAACCUCAGGCUUUAGACGAUCUUUUGAGAUCAGAUGCCAACCAGCGGUGGGGGCUAUGCAUCCAUUGUGGUGAAGGCUUCAAGUUCCCAAAAGUGUCUGACCUCGAGGGUCUGUUCGAUCAAGAUAAUGGUGACUCUACCUAUAUCGAAUUUCCGUCAUCGGGUUCAGUCAGUCUGGGAGAUUGUACUGACGGGGAUCUGUGUUCGUUGAUCAACGUUUGCAAGUUGUUGUACUACAAGUGUUCGCUGAGCUCCUCUUCUCCAGGUUUGAUCUUUUGUUUUGAUGGCUAUACUGAAACCUCUUUGUUGGGCAUUUGUUUUCUAAUCUAUGCCGAGAAUAUGAGAGUUGACGAUGCAAUUGUCAAACUACACAAACAAUACGGCAGGCCGGUGUUCCUUUUCAAGACAGAUUACCUGUUUUUGACCAGAGUGGAGUCUUUGUUGAGGAAAUUUUCUCCGUAUGGCCAGACAAUGGAAGAACAGUGUGCCAAUAUGAAGGCAGAGAAGAUUGAUAGCUACGUUAUUUCAUCUGUGCUGCUUGCACCAUCCAAAAACAAUGUCGGGAUUUCAUAUGGUGAUAUGGAAAACUCGGUCUCUAAUUCGUUUGAUCGAAGGGCGGACUUGUAUGGUCCCAAGGUUCAGCACUCCACUGUGGAAGUGGAAUCUGGAUCUGAGAGCAGCAGCAAUGAGGAGGAUGUUGGAUGUUGUGCAAGCGUAUAUGGCUCGCUUCCGUCCAGAAUCCUACCUCAUCUUUACCUAGGGAGUCUAGUGCAUGCUGCCAACCUCGAUCUUCUCAAUGAGCUUGGUAUCACCAGGGUUGUCAGUGUCGGCGAGUGUAUACCUUGGGUGGACGAUCUCUCAUUCAGUGCCAGCCUUACCCCGUCUAACUGUGAAAUUCUGACUGUUGAACCAUAUCAGAGGACUUCUACAGGUAGGCUUUGCCAGGUGAAACAGGUGAUGGGAAUAGGGAAUAUAAACGAUGACGGAAUCGGCACUUUGACCACUACCAUCAACGAUGCCCUGGACUUUAUUCAACAGGCAUAUGCUAAUAAUGAGAAGGUGCUUGUUCAUUGUCAAGUGGGUGUUUCGAGGUCCGCCACAGUUUGUAUUGCUGAAACGAUGAAGAGGUUGAAUAUCAGUUUACCACGAGCCUACCUGUAUGUUAGAGUCAGGAGGCUUAAUGUGAUUAUUCAACCUAACUUGAAGCUCAUGUAUGAACUAUUCAAAUGGGAAGAGACCUUUGUCAAGUCCAAACGUGACCUUGCUGAGAAAAGGCGCAAGAGUGUUGCUUCUACUGUCAGUAAUGCUUCAAUUUUCUCUCAGCCAGUUGAUAGAAAGGCUUCGAUAGCCACUAGUUUUGGGUCGAUUUCUUCAAUCGCUCCACGCAGAUCUGUUGUUCGAUCUCGCAAAAUUAGUAACGACGAGGGAAAGCCCAUCAAGGAAGAAAGUGCCUUGAUGAGUGAAGAUGACGAAAGUGAUGCUGGCUUCGUGAAGAUGACGGAAAGUGAAACCAUAUCCAGCGUGGAAACGGUACCCCAUUCCACAGCAAGAUCAAUGGUUACAUUCAACACAGAAUCAUUUAGUACUCCUGCACUUGGCUUUGAAGACUCCAAGGACGAUUUUUCAAAAUUAUCUGCCGGUAUGAAGUUUGAUAAUGACGCUGACUACGAUAUUGCCUACGACACUGGGGAUACUAUAAUCAGCAAUAACCCUUCGUUUCUGAGGGAGGUUGACUGGAAUAUUCUUUGCCGUGAGAUUCACAAACUUAACAAGGCAUAUAUUUACAGUGCCUAG